CCCGGCACCGCGCUCGGAACACGCAGCCGGCCGCCAUGGUCGAGGCUUUCUGCGCCACCUGGAAGUUGGUAGACAGCCACAACUUCGACGAGUACAUGAAGGCGCUGGGAGUGGGGUUUGCAACACGGCAAGUGGGGAAUGUGACUAAACCCACUGUGAUUAUCAGCAGCGAGGGGGACAAAGUAGUGAUCAGAACCCAAAGCACUUUCAAAAACACAGAAAUCAGCUUUAAACUCGGCGAGGAAUUUGAUGAAACUACCCCCGAUGAUAGAAACUGCAAAUCAGUUGUGACCCUGGAUGGAGAGAAGCUAGUGCAUGUACAGAAAUGGGAUGGCAAAGAGACAAACUUUGUGAGAGAAAUAAAGGAUGGCAAAAUGGUAAUGACUCUCACCUUUGGUGAUGUGGUUGCUGUUCGCCAUUAUGAGAAAGCAUAGAGUAUACCUGACUUCUGUCCAGAUGUUACUUCUGCUGGAUGGAUUAAUGUCCUGUCCAUGAUUGAUCGUAGCUAAAGUGCACAUUUCUGGCAUGAAAGGUUAAUAAAGAUUUUUUUUUUUUGGGGGGGGUGGGGGUGAGGGGUUUUUUAUGAAAAAAAGCUGUGCCAUCAAACUGGCAUGCUUGUGCUGUAUAGUGAAACAGGCUAAACUUGGCAUUAAAUUUCUGAAACACUCGCCUUUCUUUUUUUAUUUUUUUUUACAGUAAAUG
Molecule: messenger RNA, 702 nt
Organism: Ficedula albicollis (Collared flycatcher)
Lineage: Eukaryota; Metazoa; Chordata; Aves; Passeriformes; Muscicapidae
Gene: FABP7
Product: fatty acid binding protein 7
Exons: 4
Coding region: 36-434 (132 amino acids)
Biological process (GO): fatty acid transport
Cellular component (GO): nucleus; cytosol
Molecular function (GO): fatty acid binding
Source: RefSeq, a predicted model, not a curated record